Molecule: messenger RNA, 342 nt
Organism: Symbiodinium pilosum
Lineage: Eukaryota; Dinophyceae; Suessiales; Symbiodiniaceae
Source: the annotation of a GenBank genome assembly
AUGGAGGUCUUCCAAAGCUUCGGACGAGGCGAGCGCGUCGACCCAGAGGCGUUGCAUGAGAUGACGCAGACGGCUGGCCACAUGGACCAGGACCUGAUGCAGGUCCGGGGCCGUGUGGAAGAUUUCGCUUCAGACCCUGAGCUCCUCGCCAAAGUCAUCCAGGGCAACUCCCUGAUCCAGCAGCUGGCUGCUAUGAACCCGAUGGCCGCUCAAGUCAUCAACAGCCCGGAGGCCUUGCAGAAGAUUUUCAGCCCGGAGAUGUUGGACGUGCUGAAAGAGGGCCGGAAGCCGGGAGAGGCUAUGAUCGAGUCCAUCCUUGGUUCUUCGCAGGCGUACGAGUAG